AUGGAAAGCGUCAUCGGUGAAACACAACCAAAAUCAUUUGUACAGCAGCGUCGUCGGUCAAUUGUCAUUGAUUAUCUGCUUGCCACCUCAACACAUGGAUUACGAAGUGUGGGUCGCGCCUAUUCGGCUUGGAAUCGUUGUUUCUGGAUACUGAUAUUUAUGACUGCUUUUGGUCUCAUGCUUGUUUUUGUUGUGUCAUCCAUUAUCGAAUAUUUUAACUAUCCGACACAAACAAGCACUUUAAUUCGUCUCGAUCGUAAGAUGCCUUUUCCAGCCGUUACUGUUUGCAAUACGAAUCCAUAUCGACGAGAUAAACUGAAUGAAUCACUUGUCAAGUACUACUAUCAACAAUUUCCGUCGAAUUCAUCGAUUAAUUUGAGCGUUUUCGAUACGCUCGCAAUAGCACUCAUCGUUGAUUUGUUCAAUAGUAAUAAAACGGAAGAGCUCUCGCUCAUUGGUUUUCAACUUAGCGACAUUCUACUUGGCUGUCAGUUCAACGGUAUUGACUGUUCGAAUUCAUUCACACGCUCGCUUACAUCAGGUCUCGGUAAUUGUUUUACGUUUAAUUGGAAAACAUCAUCACCGUUAUUUACACUAGCUGAUUUUGGCAAUAGUUUUCUGUUGAAAGAAGCUCUUCAGCUAACGUUUUAUGUUCCACGCGAAUCCAGUUUUCCCGCUGACUAUUUCAACAUCGGUAUCAAUUUGCUGUUACAUGACAACGAAGAAUUUCCAUUGAACAUCGAAAAUGGUCUUACUCUUGCACCUGGCUUCGCUCAUUUGAUCACUUACCGUAAAAGUUUAGAAACCUAUCUUCCACAUCCAUAUAGUGCAUGCACAUCAGCAGUAUCUGACGACUUGCGUGCUCUGUACAAAACUACGUACGGUGACACCAACAUAUCAGAGACAAUUGUCUACUCAGAGUCAGCCUGCAACGAACUGUGCGGGCAAGCUUAUAUUUUUUCACAGUGCGCAUGCAUUCUACCAAUACCAUUCUUCGCGCGUUACGUUUUCAAACUCGACGGAAGUCUGGCAUAUGCGCGCACGUGCCGUCCCAUAGCAUCCGAGUUUGCAUGUGCACUUGGUGCUAAGAAGCAAUUUGCAGCUAGUGAUGACUUACAAACCCUGUGGUGUGCUCAUUGUACCUCUCAAUGUAAAUAUACACAUUUCGCCAUGGACAUCAGCGCACAGGCCGCACCGUCCGAUGCUGUGAAGGCAAGUUGGGCGACGACUCUUUUGAACUCAAACAAUACGACCUCCUUUCUGGCACCUCCAGACUUUGCUCAACGUUACGAUUAUUAUAUGAAUCAGAAUUAUUUAAGAGUAGAACUUGCCUGUGGGAGUAAAUAUGUUAUGGAAUACACACAAGAACCCAAGGUGUCAUUUACUGAUGUCUUUUCUUCCAUUGGUGGACAGACAGGCUUGUAA
This is a messenger RNA of Adineta ricciae, 1425 nucleotides long. The record is from the annotation of a GenBank genome assembly. Lineage: Eukaryota; Metazoa; Rotifera; Eurotatoria; Adinetida; Adinetidae.